AUGGUUUCUGAUGUGCUCUGUGUUACAGUGGUACAGGGUCUGAAUGACUUGGGAGUGACUUACACUUCUACUCACAUCUGUGCCUUAAAAGGAUCAACAGUGGACAUACACUGCACCUACAGUUACCCAUCCAGGAUAAAUAAUGUUGAUACUGCAGUUGAUGAAAUACUGUGGUUUACUAAAGAGAGUAAUAAUGAACCUGUGGAUCUGAAAACAGACUCAGAGUACACAGGUCGUGUGCAGUAUCACUGUGAUAAGAACGACUGCACUCUGAGAAUCGCAGACCUGAGAGAGAGCGAUUCAGCCCAGUAUCACUUCACAUUCAAAACAAGAAGCUUUGAAUGGAGGAGUAGUUUAUCUGGAACAACUCUGACUGUCAGAGAUCCAAAUCUACAAGUGCAGGUGGGCACGUCAACCAUCUUUCAGGAUUUUACCCGGGCAGAGCUAAAGUGUCACAGCAGCUGUCGUCUACCUGAUCGUUCUUCCUUCAUCUGGUACCAGAAUGGAGAGGAAAUUCAGAAUAAAACAUCUUCUACUUAUGAAGGGUACUUUUAUCCAACAGAGAGCUAUUCCUGUGCUGUACAAGGACAUGAAGAUUACCGCUCUCCUUCAGUGUAUGGUCCAAAGCUUCCCUCUGUGUCAGUGAGUCCCUCUGGUGAAAUCAUUGAGGGCAGUUCAGUGACUCUGACCUGUAGCAGUGAUGCUAACCCAGCAGCUAAAUACACCUGGUACAAGAAGAAUGUAAAUCCAGACCUUCAACCUCUCCGUAAAGAACCACAGCUUGUCAUCAGCUCCAUCCAGUCCUCUAACUCUGGAGAGUAUUACUGUACAGCUGAGAACCAGCUGGGGAAGAAGACAUCUGAAUACAUUAUUGAUAUGAAAUAUGCUCCAAAGCUUCCCUCUGUGUCAGUGAGUCCCUCUGCUGAGAUAGUGGAGGACAGUUCAUUGACUCUGACCUGUAGCAGUGAUGCUAACCCAGCAGCUAAAUACACCUGGUACAAGAAGAAUGUAAAUCCAGACCAUCAAACUCUCAAUGGGCCAAAGAUUCCCUCUGUGUCAGUGAUUCCCUCUACUGAGAUAGUGGAGGGCAGUUCAGUGAAUCUGACCUGUAGCAGUGAUGCUAACCCAGCAGCUAAUUACACCUGGUACAAGGACAACCAAACACUGCUUCCUGCACAAGAAGGAUAUUAUAAAUUCACUUCAAUCAGCUCUGAGGACAGAGGGAUGUACUACUGCAAGUCUGAGAAUCAGUAUGGACAGAUCACCUCAUUGUCUCUCUUCAUAGAUGUCCUGUAUGCUCCAAAGCUUCCCUCUGUGUCAGUGAGUCCCUCUGGUGAAAUCAUUGAGGGCAGUUCAGUGAAUCUGACCUGUAGCAGUGAUGCUAACCCAGCAGCUAAUUACACCUGGUACAAGGAGAAUGAAGACUCACCAAAAGCAUCAGGACAGAUCUUCACCAUCACUGAUGUCAGACCUGAACACAGUGGAAAUUAUUACUGUGAAGCCCAGAACAGAAGAGGACGUCAUAACUCCACCUUACAUCUAAUUGUUGUGAAAGGAACAGGAAAAUCAGUCGCUGCUGGAGUAACAGCUGCUGUUCUCCUGCUUGUCAUAAUCCUCUCUGUCUUCCUAUGGAUGAGGAAAAAGAGAGCCUCCAAUCAAUCGUCUGAGGCUGAGGAGAGACCAGACGACAAAGAGAGGACACAGCCAGCGGAGCAAGAUAACAUUCUGUACGCCAGCGUGGUCUUCUCCAACAACCAGGCAGAUCCUCUCUACUCCAACAUCGGUUCAGCUCAGCUCCACAGACACAUGGAGGAACAAGAGGUUACCGAGUACGCUGCUGUCAAAUUUAACAGAGCUGGUAAUGCCCCGAGAACCAGAGGUCAGCAAACCUGGGAAGAUCCAGCUGCACUGUACAGCACAGUCAACAAAACUUCAUGA
This is a messenger RNA of Scomber scombrus (Atlantic mackerel), 1938 nucleotides long. Its product is annotated as B-cell receptor CD22-like. The record is from RefSeq and is a predicted model, not a curated record. The coding region runs from base 1 to 1938 and encodes 645 amino acids. NCBI's taxonomy places the organism in Eukaryota, Metazoa, Chordata, Actinopteri, Scombriformes, Scombridae. The transcript is spliced from 10 exons.